ACAUCAUAGAGAUUAGCCUCUUUCCUUUGGUGAACCGGGACGCGAGCAUACGGGUAGCUCGUGGGCGAAAGUGGAUUUUAAGGAGUCCCAACCUUUUUUUGUUUUCGAGGUAGUCGCCUGAAGUCAUGCCCAUGUACCAGGUAAAGCCGACCAGUGGUGGUGACAUAAAGAUUGAUUUACCAACCUGCAUGUACAAGUUACCAAAUGUCCACGCGUCAAGAAGCGACUUCGGCGAGCAUGCGCAUCAGAACGGGGAAGUGGACCCGGCCAUGCAGGCGCUGGAGGCCCGGCAGGAUGAGAUCAUGCGCCGGCUCUACGAGCUGAAGGCCGCUGUGGAAGGGAUAGCCAAGACCGUGACCACGCCUGACGCAGACCUGGAUGCUACCACCAUCCCCCAGCAGGGCAGCGCCAGCACCGUGCUCACGGGAACCUCCGAUCUGGACUCGCUCCUGGGCAAGGACCCGGGCGCCCUGAGGGACCUGGUGAUAAACGCGCACCCCUCCCGGCCCCCCCUGUCCCUGCUGGUCCUGCACAGUCUGCUGUGCCAGAGGUACCGCGUCCUCUCCACCGUCCAUGUGCACUCCUCCAUCCCCGCUGUGGCCCCACCACUCCUCACCUGCCUGGGCCCCCGCCACUCCCACAGCUACGCCCGCCAGCACUUCCAGCUGGGCUUCACGCUCAUAUGGAAGGACGUGCCUAAGACACAAAUGAAGUUCAGCGUGCAGACGAUGUGCCCAGUGGAGGGGGAGGGGAACGUGGCGCGCUUCCUGUUCGGCCUGCUGUCCCCGGGGCCCCGCGAGGCGGCGGCCGCCACGCUGUCAGACGCCUGGGUCGACACGGCGCUCUUCCAGCUCUCAGAGGGCGGGGCCAAGGAGCGGGCGGCGGUCCUGCGCGCGCUCAACGCCGCUCUGGGGCGGAGCCCCUGGCUGGCGGGGGCGGAGCUCUCCCUGGCCGACAUCGUGUGCGCCUGCUGCGUGCGACAGUCCGGCUCCGCCCCCUCUGCCCCGCCCAACGUGCAGAGGUGGCUGAAGUCCUGCGAGAACCUGGGCCACUUCGGGCAAGCCUACGCCCUUAUGCACUGACCCCGCCCACAUACACCCUCACCCCCUCCCCACCCUGUUCUGCGACUCAGUAUUUCUGGUACCCAACAAAGCGAAAACUCGGUUGGCACUGGGCAAUGAUCUGAAUAUAACUCUAAUGUUGUAAGAUGUCAUCCCCCCCCUCCCCCCCACCUUGUGCCUCUAUAACCUCGUAAUAUCCGGUGUGUGUGGUGUUUUCUUUGGAAUCGGAAACCCAGCUCUCUGGUCGAGUUUCAGCAAAGGAAAAAGGGACCUGCUGCUCUGUGAAGCAGUAUGUGAACUAAUUUUGAAGCAAUUUAUUUUGUUGUUUCUUAAAAUCUAUUAAAAUUUUCAUUUUGAACUU
This is a messenger RNA of Conger conger (European conger), 1422 nucleotides long. RefSeq names its product aminoacyl tRNA synthetase complex interacting multifunctional protein 2 (gene aimp2). Lineage: Eukaryota; Metazoa; Chordata; Actinopteri; Anguilliformes; Congridae. The record is from RefSeq and is a predicted model, not a curated record. Bases 126 to 1082 code for a protein of 318 amino acids. The transcript has 4 exons. Gene Ontology annotation, cellular component: aminoacyl-tRNA synthetase multienzyme complex.